AUGAUUUUUCUCUGCAAUAUUCUUUGCACUCUCUCUCUUAGCUUCAAGUCUUCAACCACCUUCACCUUCUCUCUCUCCACGAUUUCCCUGCAUCAUUCACUAUCUUCACCUUUUGUUCUUCAACCUACCGCAAUAACAUUAGCAAUCUUCGCCGUUAACGCUGCAUCAGCGUCAACAGUAGCAACCGUAUCACUGAUCAACAAUAACACUUGGCUAAAUCCGCCGCUUGCAGCGAAGAACAACUACACAUCUCAGAUUUUUCAUCCUUCUCCAUCUUUCUCUUUGGAUUUUGCUUUUUCACACCCAACAACCUCGUACUUGCUGUCGGUGCAUCUCUUGGUUAGGAACGACUCAUACGAAAACCUUGAUUUGGACCUAAAUAAGGGGAUGAUCAGACGAGACAAAAUGCAGAAAUUUAUUGGGAAGAAUCGACUAUGA
Molecule: messenger RNA, 438 nt
Organism: Vicia faba (fava bean)
Lineage: Eukaryota; Viridiplantae; Streptophyta; Magnoliopsida; Fabales; Fabaceae
Source: the annotation of a GenBank genome assembly